CGAAUCUGUUUCGCCCUUUCUUUCCUCUGAAGAAGGGCACUGCAACCUGUCGAGUGAGUCACUUGAAAGUGGUGGCAGUGAAGGCUAGGUGAUGAGCGCGGCUGUAUAUUGAAAGGAGGAAGCAUUGGCGACGAUCUGCUAUAAGGAGGACGACGGCGUGAACUAGUCAGUGAGAAUAGUUACUAGGAGAGCAAUGGAUCAGAACAACGCCGGAGGCAAUAACGGGAACCAAGGACCGGGACAGUGGAACGGCCUGACGCAAGGUUGGAAUGGAGGAGGAGGAGGCGGAGGAAACGGAGGAAACUGGGGACCACCACCAGGAUGGGGGAACAAUGGCGGAUACCCGGGUGGGGGAGGGAAUGGCGGGGGCGGAGGCUGGGCUUCCGGACCCCCGGGGGGAAAAAAAAACUGGGGAUGGAAUAACGGAGGAUGGAACUCGGGGCAAGGAGGUAAUGGUGGCUGGAAUGGAGGACGAUGGGGGAAUGGCCAAAGGAGGCCAGUGAGAUGUUUUAACUGCGGCCAGUUUGGUCAUUAUGCUCGGGACUGCCCGAUGCCUAGGCAGGGAGGAGGGAACUUCUACCAAGGAGGAGGAGGAGGAGGAGGAGGAGGAGGAGGAGGGGGAGGGGGAGGAAGCUUCGGUAUGGGGAAUGUACCCGGAAGCGGUCAUUCGAACGAUGGAGUGCCUACCGCGUCAGGAACAGAAGCGGCUGUACCGACGGUUGCUCUCAGCAAGGAAUUGGAAGAAUCCUUCGGAGCCAUGGCGAACUUCUUUAAGUUAUCGCUGGAAGAGAAAAACAAGGCUGAAGCAGCAAAGAAGGAAGAGGAGGAACGGAAGAAAGAAGAAGAAGCGCGCCGGAAACGUAUGCAGUUGGAAAGGAUCCAAAAAGAGGAUGCGAAACGAAUCGAGUUAGAGAAGAAGCAGGACGAAGCUAAAAAGGAAGCGGAUCAAUUGUGGGACAUUCGAAAGAUGUUCAGCGAACAAAGAGUAUUCCUACGAAAAGAGGUUAAGAAGGCGGUCAACGAGGAGAUCAUAGAUAUGGUAAAAACAGGAGGAAAGAAACUUAUGGAGGAUAAUGUUGAGGAAGAAUGGGAGGAAUGGCCGGGCGAAGAGGACAAAGAGCACAAUGUUGAAGAGGAAGAGUGUAUGAACAGGAGAAGGAAGCGUGCCCCGACUCAACAAGGAGGUACGGAGUCUAGCCCUCCCGUUGAGACACCUCCCAAGUCGGCCAGAGGCAGCACGUCCAGGCAGCCCGUGUUUAUGGCGGUAUCUUCAGUUGAGCCAGAAAGAAAACCGAGGGGCGGACCAAAGAAAAAGGAGACGCAGUCUCUGAUCCAGGAUCCGUGGACAGGAGCCCCGAUUCAGCGGACUUUAACAACAAGGCGCUUGAGGGUGGUAUGGAAACGUAAUCCUACCGUCGGUCAAGCUCUGCAGAACCACAGAACUGCUGCGCGGAAUGUGGUAGGAGUUUGCCCUUGUGAUGACUCGAACCUUUCGAAGCUGGAAGGACAUGUGACCUGCAAACUAAGCUCCGUUGCUGUGGCCCCGGCUACUUUGAUUAACGCUAAGAAUGUAUUUAAGAGAGAAGGGCUGGGAUUGGUUAAGGGGGUUACUAAGGAGAUUAACGACAGUUUUCUGCUGUAUGGACUGACUCGAUGGGUUACGCCAAUGGAGAUUGAGGGGGUGUUGACGGACCCGGGGAAAGGGGAGAAGAACCGAACGACCUUUGGUAGUGUUGAGUUAUGGAAGAAGAUCUUGGUUAAUUAUGUGCGUGUCCCCCUGGAUAAGAACCCAACAGAAACACUGAUUAUGUGUCCAAAUAGGUACGCCGAAGGAAUGAGGGAUCUCUUAUGGGGAAAGGAGAGUUUCGAAGCAGUUGUGGAGAAAGAGAGAGUAGUCUUGGAGCUGUGUAGGAAGGAGUAUAACAAGCAAGGAUUUGGGAGUCUGGGGAAAUGGGACAGGAAAGGGACGUUGGGUAAUGCCUAUGUUGUGCCAAAGAAUAAAGAUUUUAAGAGGUUUCGUCCAAUCACACCUACCUUCUCUUAACCGUCGAAGUAGGCAAGUGGUAGGGUAGCUAGAGCAUUGAACGCGCUGUUGCUGCUUCUAGCACCGUCAAGUCACUUUAACUU
Molecule: messenger RNA, 2127 nt
Organism: Chara braunii
Lineage: Eukaryota; Viridiplantae; Streptophyta; Charophyceae; Charales; Characeae
Source: the annotation of a GenBank genome assembly